Molecule: messenger RNA, 786 nt
Organism: Penicillium samsonianum
Lineage: Eukaryota; Fungi; Ascomycota; Eurotiomycetes; Eurotiales; Aspergillaceae
Product: YoaK family protein
Exons: 1
Coding region: 1-786 (261 amino acids)
Source: RefSeq, a predicted model, not a curated record
AUGUCUGGCGAGACAGAUGCCCUGUUGGGCGACCACAUACGCUCGAAACCGUCUAGAUUAUCCAGAGUAUCCCAACACCUGCGCAGCGACCUCGACCCUACGCACGGCGACCUGGUCCUGCUAUUCUGUUACGUCAUCACCGGUCUCCUGGACAGCUCAGCGGUACUCAUAUGGGGCUCCUUCGUGAGCAUGCAAACCGGCAACACUGUAUAUUUCGGCCUGGGUCUCGUUGGCACAGAAGACGAUCGCUGGAUUAAGUCCGGAGUCUCUAUUGCGGGGUUCUGUCUAGGCUCGCUGUGCUUCGCCACCUUCCACCGUGUCUUUCCGGCUCGACGGAGAUGGGUGCUCUGUGCCUCGUUCCUUGCUCAAACCUUGUGUGUUUCCAUUGCCGCUUUGAUCGUUACGAUUUAUCGGCCGGCUCGAAAUGCUCCCUUGAGUUGGUUGGUCCUCGUCCCGGUGGCGCUCAUCGCAUUCCAGAGUAGUGGGCAGGCUGUGACGAGUCGUGUUUUGAACUUUGGUGGCUUGACUAGUGUUGUUCUUACUAGUACUUAUUGCGAUUUAUUUUCACAUCCUGAUUUCCUAUCGACGAAGGUGGUCGGUCAUGCUGAGGAGAUACGGCGGAUUGGCGCAGUCUUGUGCUUGUUGUUUGGGGUGGUCUUGGGGGGUCUCUGGGCUCAUAGCGCAGUGGGGAUGAUGGGGGCUUUGUGGACUGCGGCGAUUUUGAAGUCAUUGAUUGUUGGCGCGUGGUUGGUCUGGAAUGGAAAGAGUGAGGAUGAUAUAGAAUAA